AAGAGCAAAGUGCGCUGAUCAUUAGAAAGAGGGGGGGCAUGUCUGAGCCACCCACAUGUUAUUUGUCAUUCAUACUGCGCAGCGAUUUGAUUUAACAAAGAUUGUAACCAGUGUCGGAUCUAAUGGCGACCUGUGAGGACGUGCGGGAGAGUGUGAAGAACUAUUAUGGCAGCCGGCUGGAGUGCUCUGCUGAUCUGCAAACAAGUGCUGCUUCCUGCAGUUUCUCCUGCAGCUCAGUGCCGAGGAGUGUGACAGAUGCACUGAGCCUGGUUCACCCGGAGGUCACCAAAAGAUUCUUCGGCUGUGGCCUUCCCUUCCCAGCGAAGCUCGAGGGCUGCAGAGUCCUGGACCUCGGCAGCGGCUCUGGCAGAGACUGUUAUGCCUUCAGCAAACUCGUCGGGCCAAGCGGACACGUGACAGGGAUCGAUAUGACCGAGGCGCUGAUCGCAGCGUCUCGUCAGUACAUCGAGUAUCAUCAGAAGAAGUUUGGCUAUGAGAAGCCCAACGUCACUUUUGUCCAGGGGUACAUGGAGAAGCUCAGUGAAGCUGGCGUACAGAGUGACUCAAUGGAUGUUGUGCUAUCCAACUGUGUCAUCUGUUUGUGUCCUGAUAAAAAAGCAGUGCUUCAGCAAGCUUACAACGUCCUCAAGGAGGGAGGUGAGCUGUACUUUAGUGACAUGUACGCCAGCAAAGUCAUUCCUGAUCACAUGAAAGGAGAUGCAGUCCUGUGGGGUGAAGGAAUGGGCGGCUCCCUGUUUUGGCAGGAUCUCAUUUCAUUGGCUCACAGCAUCGGUUUCAGCACUCCACACCUUGUCGCAGCCAGUCACAUCGUGAUCCACAACUGUGAGCUCAAAGCAAAAGCAGGUGAUGUCAGCUACGCUUCAGGCACAUACAGACUCUUUAAGCUGCCCAAAAGUCCAGUGGUGUCUGAGGCAACGGUGACCUAUAAAGGAACUGUGCCAAAUUUCCCCGAUCAGCUGGACUUUGAUUCCUCCCACUCUUUAAAGAAAGACGUGGCAGUGCAGGUAAAUGGAGAGAUGGCAGCGAUCCUCCAGUCAUCUCGCUUCUCUCCGGAUUUCGUAAUCCAGACUUUGGAUCGACCUGAGUCCGGCUCAGAGUCAACACCUCAGUACUGCCACCUCAACCCAUUUCUACUGGCGGACAAACUGGGAUCCUCAGUGAGACAGUGCUCCAAAACAAGCAAAUAAAGAUGUAACUGAGGAACUUGUUCUGAAGACUGAGUAGAACAGCUGCAAUGAGAUUGAGUUUGAUUAGUUGAUUUUAUACAGUAAGUCCAUAACUUGAGACUAAUCAUUUUAUGUGCUAGUCGACUCUUACCUCUUGUUAUAUUGUUAAUUUUAGAUAUCAUGGUGUUACGUUUUUUAGCAGGAUAAUGCUGUCGCAGUAAUAUCAUAAUAAAUAAGUGUCCAGAUACUAAAAUAAAAUUUUUCUAAUAACCA
This is a messenger RNA of Epinephelus moara (kelp grouper), 1460 nucleotides long. RefSeq lists its product as uncharacterized. The record is from RefSeq and is a predicted model, not a curated record. Gene Ontology annotation, biological process: toxin metabolic process; arsonoacetate metabolic process. The transcript has 10 exons. Gene Ontology annotation, cellular component: cytosol. Gene Ontology annotation, molecular function: arsenite methyltransferase activity. Lineage: Eukaryota; Metazoa; Chordata; Actinopteri; Perciformes; Serranidae. The coding region runs from base 123 to 1208 and encodes 361 amino acids.